CCGAUCUUAUACGGAAUUUCUGUCUGCAAUUUAUCCGUAUAUAGGCUUUGAACAAGGCAGUCGUCUCCACCUCUUCAAUCUCAGGGACCAACACAGACCACAUCGGAGCCGAAGAUCUCCCGAUCCGAUUCCACCUCCGUCCACUUAUCACGACAUUCAAUAACCUCAACCACUCAAUUCAUCCAAGCCUCUUCGACGAACAGAGAAAUUCUUACUGAAGCUUGAAAUCAGCCUUGCUCCCUCUAGUUACAAUGGCUUCCAAAAAGGAUAUGCGGAGGGUCGACCUCGUCAUUCCAUAUAUUAGUCCUGAGAAGGAGAAGUCAGAAGGAGACAUCUCGAGCACCAUGUCGACUACUCUGCCCAUGGCCGCUAUGUUCACGCGCAACAAGAUGGUCGGAUGGGUUUCCGUCGUCUUCUCCCUUCAGCACUGGCUCUCCGAGACUCCCGGACAAAAAAACAGUAGUGCACCAGGCUACUUUGCCGUUCUCAUGGCCCUCCUCGCUGUGGUCGUGACAUACCUCCCUCUCUUCCUCCCGCCGCCGCCCAACAGCGCAGGCACCGGCACCGAAGCCCCUGCCGCUGUGCCCCCUGCUUAAACACAUCCAUACCACUAUACCAUGAAAGAUGUACAAUCUAACCUUUAAAACCGCAUCAAUUUUUCAACUUCUGCUUGUCUUCCCACAAUUUUCUUCUCCUUCUUCUUCGAGUGGUUGGUUUGGAAAUUCGCAUAUUUUGGCCUGCUUUUACGAAAAUUAUCUUAAGCAUACCGCGCAUAAAGCGUAAUAGUUUACCGUAUUAUAUUCGAAC
Xylona heveae TC161 is the source of this 807-nucleotide messenger RNA. RefSeq lists its product as hypothetical. Gene Ontology annotation, cellular component: endoplasmic reticulum membrane. Bases 252 to 596 code for a protein of 114 amino acids. Lineage: Eukaryota; Fungi; Ascomycota; Xylonomycetes; Xylonales; Xylonaceae. The transcript is spliced from 8 exons. Gene Ontology annotation, molecular function: protein folding chaperone. The record is from RefSeq and is a predicted model, not a curated record. Gene Ontology annotation, biological process: protein insertion into ER membrane.